UAGGUUGUCCAGUUAAUGUGUCAUCUUUUCUCUUCCAGAAAAGAGGGUUUGGCAAAGUGCGGUCGUUGUAAACUGGCAUUCUAUUGUGAUGUAACCUGCCAGAAAGCCGACUGGCCAAUGCACAAACUGGAAUGCUCUUCUAUGAGCAAAUUUGGACAGAACUGGAACCCCUCUGAGACGGUCAGGCUGGUGGCAAGAAUUCUGGUCAAACAGAAAAUGCACCCAGAGAAAACUCCUUCAGAGGAGUUACUAGCUGUUAGUGAAUUUGAGUCACACCUUGAUAAAUUGGAUAAUGAGAAAAGAGAGCUAAUUGAGAGCGACAUUGCUGCCCUUCAUCAUUUCUACGGCAAGCAUCUUGACUUUCCUGACCAGGCUGCCUUGAUUGAACUCUUUGCUAAGGUUAACUGUAAUGGUUUCACAAUUGAGGAUGAAGAGCUUUCUCACUUGGGUUCUGCUAUCUUUCCAAGUGUCGCCUUGAUGAAUCAUAGCUGCUGUCCAAAUGUGAUUGUAACCUACAAGGGUACAACAGCAGAAGUCCGAGCGGUGAAGGAGAUCCGUGCUGGGGAAGAGAUUUUCACUAGUUAUAUUGAUCUUCUAUAUCCAACUGAAGAUCGACAGGAUCGAUUGCGGGAUUCCUAUUUCUUCACUUGUGACUGCACAGAAUGUGCAACAAAAGCAAAGGAUAAAGAAAAGUUGGAGAUUACAAAGUAUGGUGAGCCGCCAAAGCCAGAGGUCAUCAAGGACAUGAUUAAAUAUGCUCGGAAUAUAAUUGAGGAAUUCAGGAGAGCAAAGCAUUACAAAACCCCUAGUGAACUGCUGGAGAUCUGUGAGUUAAGUCUGGAUAAGAUGGGCUCCACCUUUGAGGAUAACAAUGUCUACAUGCUGCAUAUGAUGUACCAGGCCAUGGGAGUCUGCCUGUAUAUGCAAGACUGGGAGGGAGCCUUACGCUAUGGUCAAAAACUAAUCAAACCUUACAGCAGCAAACACUAUCCAGCAUAUUCUCUGAAUGUUGCUUCAAUGUGGCUGAAACUAGGACGGUUAUAUAUGGGCCUGGAACACCAUUCUGCUGGCGCUAAGGCACUGAGGAAGGCAUUGACCAUUAUGGAAGUGGCACAUGGCAAAGAUCAUCCAUAUGUUCUUGAAAUUCAGAAAGAGCUGGAGGGAAAAUGAAUGUUUUCAUUUGUUGCUUCAAUUCCUUGCAAUCACAAUGUGAGACUGUGUCUGUUUGUAUGCUGGUAUCUGUCAACAAACUAAUCUCUAAAAAGAUUGGUUGGCAUGGAUAUGAAAUCUGAAAAUAAUAGCAUAAAUAUCAAAGGAAUGCAAUUUUUAUUUUUGUUUUUAAUAUUUAAAUGCAUAUUACAAUAAAUGUUGUGAAAGCAGUUAA
Molecule: messenger RNA, 1384 nt
Organism: Rhincodon typus (whale shark)
Lineage: Eukaryota; Metazoa; Chordata; Chondrichthyes; Orectolobiformes; Rhincodontidae
Gene: smyd2a
Product: SET and MYND domain containing 2a
Exons: 11
Coding region: 16-1170 (384 amino acids)
Cellular component (GO): nucleus
Molecular function (GO): protein binding
Source: RefSeq, a predicted model, not a curated record